GCUUGGCAGGUACGGAGUUCCACUUCGCCCUGAAUGCACUCGGCGAGCAGACUGGCGACGGCAUCGCUCGCUACAACAUCAUCCAUUUCCGGCGCAACGUCGUCAAUAGCACGUACGAGUGGGUUAAGGUCGGCAAGUACUACAACGGCUUGCUGACCCUCAACAUGUCCGAGGUGCGCUUCCGCGUCGCCGAGCCGGCAAUUCCUCUCUCCGCCUGCAGCCCCCCGUGCGGGAAGAGCCAGAAGAAGACGUUCCAGAUGGAGGGCGACAUCUGCUGCUGGUACUGCGUCAACUGCUCCCAGUAUCAGAUCCCGAUCAACUCGCAGCAGGAGUGCUUCCAGUGUCCGAACGGCUUUCUUCCGAGCGAGGAUCGCAACGCGUGCAUCGCGAUUCCGGAAAACUACUUGCACUACGACAGCGUGUGGGCGAUCAGCGUCAUGUGCUUCUCGACGAUCGGCAUCGGCGUCACCGGCUUCGUAUUCGCCGUCUUCGUCAAGUACAGCAACACUCCCGUCGUCAAGGCGUCGGGCCGCGAGCUCAGCUUCGUGCUGCUCGCUGGAAUUCUGCUCUGCUACGCGCAGACGUUCCUGCUCGUCUUCAAGCCGACCGACGUCUUCUGUACGGCGUCGAUGUUCGGCGUCGGCUUCUCGUUCUCCGUCUGCUACGCGGCGCUGCUCACGAAGACAAACCGCAUCGCGCGCAUCUUCAACAGCGGCAAGCGGUCGGCGAAGCGGCCGAGCUUCAUCUCACCCAAAUCGCAGAUUCUCAUCUGCUUCGGGCUCGUCAGCGUGCAGGUGCUCGUUUCCGGCAUCUGGAUGUUCGUGUCGCCGCCGAGCGCCGAGCACCUGUACCCGACGGAGGAGAGCAACGAGCUGAUCUGCUCGGCGUCGAAGGAUGCGACGUACAUGAUCGUCUGCGCCUACCCGGUGUGUCUGAUGGUCGUCUGCACGCUGUACGCCGUGCUGACGCGCAAGAUCCCCGAGGCGUUCAACGAGAGCAAGUUCAUCGGCUUCACGAUGUACACGACGUGCAUCCUCUGGCUCGCCUUCGUGCCCAUCUAUCUGUCGACGCAGGGCAACCUGACUGUGCGUAUCAUCACGAUGUGCAUCGUCGUCAGCCUCAGCGGCACCGUGUCGCUAAUCUGCCUCUUCACGCCGAAGAUGUAUAUAAUAGUGAUGCAUCCGGAACGCAACGUGCGCCAGUCUAUGAUGACUAAGCCCGCCUCGGCGGCGACAUCUAGCUACACGAAGCAGCCGUCGAACGUGCAUCAAACUAGUUCUUCCUAUAGAGUUGACUCGGGCACGCAGUCGGACGACCUGGAACUAACACAACGUCUGUGUCCUGCAGGCUCGUACAGUAGCAUCAGCAGGUCAACAAGCGCCACACAGACCGUCAGCAACUACAGCGAGAACGGAAUCACGUGCAGCACGCAGACGCUCAACAGCGUCAAGCUGCCCGACGGCGACGUCGGCGAGGGAGACGUUCUCUUGUAAGCCCCGCGUCGCCGCUAGAUGGCGCGGGUUCCGGAGUCUGGGAUGUGCAAUGGGAACCGCGCCGUUCACGAACGCUGGGAAGCCCCGUGAAGUAGCAGCGUUUGGUGACGUCAUGGAACUUCGUCGAUCCCGAGUAUCGAUGACGUGGAAGCUAGACCGUUUGAUGACGUGUGUGAACUUUAUUUUCAGUUUCUCAACUCUGUAGUGCGCGACCUGCGUGCACAAUCUCACGUGUGUAGCGGAUUAAUCUGUAGCUACGAGUGAAUACGUCAAUAGAAUCUGAAACCGGAUGUGCUCUAACGCCUACCGGAUAUAAGUCACAUGGGGGAAGUAUACAUGAAGAGAUUACACCGGAAGUGAAUCUUGAAGGAAGGAAGUGCAGCCGCGAGGAGGAAAUAAACCGCACGCCGGAAGUGACACGUAUAAAGGAAAUGACGUAAAUGAAUGACGCAAUGUUGACGCAAACGUGACGUAUGUCACGCACCGGAAGUGCGUCAGAUGACUAAUGUGAAUCUAGCCUACACGUGUUGUAUGUAUGUACGGUGCUGGGAGCUAUCCCGGUGCAGCUGAGGCACGUAUAACCGGGUUGCCCUAUCAGGUGUUGCAAGGCCAGCAUUUGGGCGUGUUGUUGCGUUAUGAUUUAAUUAAGUUUGACUAGACUUUAUGCAAGAUAUUUUGCUACUGCUUGUUAAUUUUUAGACGGAUAUAUUCGGCAGAAUUCAUAAGCAUUCUGGCUUGUAUUUCCUUUCCAAUGUAAACGAACCCGUGGGCAGUCAAUAAUUUGUCGCUGACAUAUGGACUCACACUUGCUACUUUGUUUUAGGAUAAAUUUCGUUACAUUAUUUUUCGCUAUCCUGUUAUUUUCAUGAGUCGCUGCAGGAGUUUAAUGAAGCUGUUUUAAUGAGUCGUGCUACUUAAUUAUCCGGUUAAUGAGCGAACUGUGCGUGAAUUGAAUUUCAUCGCGUCGCCUUGCGUUGCCUUCCAGCAUCCGCGUUUUCCUCUGUACCGUCGCGCGUAACCUAGGUGCUCACUCGCACGCCCGCGCAUUUGUCGCGAUGCGACGGUCAUCCAAUCUGACGAUGACGUGCAGAAAUUGUCUCAACGACAAACAAAAAUUGUGAAAAUGAAACUAAAAAGGAGCUAUGUUAAUUAGCACGAUACGCUGUGGCAGUGCGGUGGCUGUGUAUAGCGCGUGGCCCGCUAGCGGCAGUAUGCGGUACGAAUAUCGUCUGGAUCAUGUGACAGCCACGUGGACCGCACUCACGUGACGCGAACAACGUCGUCGUCCUGCGUGGUGCGAGAGAAAUGUCGCGCGACGUGUAACCGACCAAGCAGUGCACGAAGCGACGAGUGACACCCGUGAGCACUGCAACUCCUCGCAGAGUGCGCGAAGCAGUAGGCGAGUCAGUGAGAGACGUGGAGGGGGGGACUGGCAUGCACGCGGACAUGACGUCGGCUGUCGGCGUCGGCUCGACACGUUACGAGUGUUCGUCGUUCGCACUAACAUUCUCCACGCUGUGUUGCUGACGUAGGUAUUGUGCUUACUCAUGCAACUGAGAUCUCAUCGGCCAACGCGCUAGGAAUGCAUCUCGGUAGUUCUCUCAGUAAAGCUAGAGCGAGGGGCUGGCUCACUGACACAUGCUAAGAUUGCGUGUGUCACACGCGCUCGGCGAAUUGCAUGGGUGGAUCCGUAGAAAUCGCAGCCGAAAUAACUACUAUUAUUAUUAUAACCUAAACUUAUUUAAGCUGCCAUUUCUAUGAAUCGAACACUGACCCACGCGUCGCGUGAGGUCGCCGCCAGGUGUCUCUCAACCGUGUGACAAGUUAUCGCCGUUGGUUUGCACUGCCGCCACCAGGUGUUGUUGCGGAGACGUGUUACGAGGUUUUCAGAGCGCGUAGCCGCAGUAGUGACGGUCGGUCAACGAUGAUAGUCUACUAACUAGAGAGUACAGCGAUACCACGCGGUGGGAAGCGAUAAUACAGAUGCAAUUACAGCUCUCGUUGUAUGCAAUAAUAAAGAUAUGAUGAUGAUGACAACGAGAAAGGUUCUAAGUAAUAGUUACACUACGCGCUGUUGAGUAAAAUACUUGAAGUGCUUAUUAUCUCUCUAUACGAUUAUGUGAAAACUUGUACAGUCUUUAUUAUAAAGUGUGUUCGGUUAUGUUACUAUGUGUGUUCUUAGUAUAAUGAUAUAUGAGCUCAGUGAAGUGUGCACACCCAUUAGCGCAGGAUGUUUUCUCGCGUUUAUCUCCGCGAGAUGGCGCCCUGUGAGCGUGGAUUCGUGUCUUUUUACUCGGUUUGCGAGAUUUUCCUGCACUAGAAAAUAACGUUUAGCACCACGGGAGGGCGCUUAAAUCGCGCUUUCGCGUUAAAUUCUAUUGUCGCACAUUCAUUCCUUCUGCGUUUUCGUGGAUGCAAAGCGUGUAUUAUGCAAUGUAUAUGAGGUUAUAGCGAAUAUAAUGCAUCCCGCUGCAGACAUUAUGUGGCUAGUUUAGAGUUGAACACUCCGCGGAGUCAACCAACUAAGUUCUUUCUCUGCUAUUUCUCUUAGAAUUUUAAUGAUAUGCAAGGUAGACGAUUGAAAGUGUACGCUAGCAACAAGAAUGUCUGCCGAUUCUGCAUGUUGCUAAAUCACGUACAUCGACAGACAGACUGCAGGCUACUGUGCGUGCUUCCUGCUGCUGCUAAUUCAUUUAGUCAAUUUAAGAUUUUGGCUUCAUCAUUUUGGCCAAAGUGCAGAAGUGUUUCCCCCAAAAAUAAUUUAUUACCAAGAAGUAAUAAAUAAAAAAACGAGAAGCACAUGUGUGCUAUCUAGGUAUUAUGCUUGCUAUAUGGCUAUUAGCCUAUAGAUGCGAUUGUAAAUGGCCCCCAUUUUACCACGAGACCUAUUGAUGAAUAGAUUUGACCGGAUUUUGUCAGUUUUUUUCCGAUUCGUUAAAACUUGCCAGCGAAAAUUGUAUGCUUCUAAACAAAGCACAACUCUUAAGCCGGCAGGUUAAAACAUCGUCAACGUCUGUAUGAGUGUGUCUACCAAAGAUUGUAUGUAUUUUGAUGCAGGCGGCACUGCGCGAGAAUUCCACGUGUGACGAUAAUAUCAAGAGAUAAUUAAUAAGACAUGUAUUAUUAGCUCUUAAUAAUAUCUGGAUACAUGAUUGGUUACAGGCGAGGCUAGAGGUGCUGAAACUUACACUUGCUGCGCGUGAGUGUUAGAUUCAAUGGCUUAAGACGCCGGCAGCGCGCGCAUGCGCACGAGCAACAUUUCUUUUAUGCAAAUCAUAAUAGGUGUCGUGUAAUGAAAAUGAAUAAAAUUGUAGCUUAUAUGUCUAACAAUA
This is a messenger RNA of Priapulus caudatus, 4825 nucleotides long. RefSeq names its product metabotropic glutamate receptor-like. Gene Ontology annotation, biological process: G protein-coupled receptor signaling pathway. The annotation marks the transcript as partial. Gene Ontology annotation, molecular function: adenylate cyclase inhibiting G protein-coupled glutamate receptor activity. Lineage: Eukaryota; Metazoa; Priapulida; Priapulimorpha; Priapulimorphida; Priapulidae. The transcript has 2 exons. The record is from RefSeq and is a predicted model, not a curated record. Gene Ontology annotation, cellular component: membrane.